Messenger RNA from Mesorhabditis belari, 4953 nucleotides. NCBI's taxonomy places the organism in Eukaryota, Metazoa, Nematoda, Chromadorea, Rhabditida, Rhabditidae. The record is from the annotation of a GenBank genome assembly.
AUGGACCACGAGGAUGAUCCUGGAUGGCAGUUUCUGCGCAUGAGCAGAGAGCAAAUGAUCGUGGAGCAAUCGAAGCCUUAUGACUCGAAAAAGGAUUGCUGGGUGCCCGAUGAGGAAGACGGUUUCGUGUCCGCUCAAGUCAUGGAGGAGAAGGGAGACACCAUCAAAGUUGUCACCAUCAAGCAGAAUGAGAUCACCCUCAAGAAGGAGCUCAUCCAAGAGAUGAAUCCACCGAAAUUCGAGAAAACCGAGGACAUGUCCAACUUGUCUUUCCUCAACGACGCCUCUGUGCUUCAUAACUUGCGCUCUCGCUACAAGGCUAUGCUCAUCUACACCUACUCUGGCCUCUUCUGUGUUGUCAUCAAUCCCUACAAGCGUCUCCCAAUCUACACCGACACUGUCGCUCGUAUGUUCAUGGGAAAAAGAAAAACCGAAAUGCCGCCUCAUCUCUUCUCGGUUUCUGAUGAAGCUUACAGAAAUAUGUUGAUCGAUCAUGAGAAUCAAUCUAUGCUUAUCACUGGAGAAUCGGGAGCUGGAAAGACUGAGAACACCAAAAAGCAAGAAGAGUACGCUCGUGAAGGUAUCAAGUGGGUGUUCAUCGAUUUCGGACUUGAUCUUCAAGCGUGUAUCGAGCUCAUUGAGAAGCCCAUGGGUAUCAUUUCCAUGCUUGAUGAAGAGUGUAUCGUGCCAAAAGCCACUGACACCACCUUGGCCCAGAAACUCAGCGAGCAACAUCUUGGAAAACAUCCAAACUUCGAGAAACCUAAGCCACCAAAGGGAAAACAAGCUGAGGCUCACUUUGCCAUGCGUCACUACGCCGGAACUGUGAGAUACAAUUGCAGCAACUGGCUUGAGAAGAACAAAGAUCCACUCAACGAUACCGUUGUCUCAUGCUUCAAGCAGUCCAACGAAAACGCUCUCCUCCGCACCAUUUGGGAAGACUACACCACCCAAGAGGAGCAAGCUGAGCUCCAGAAAUCUGGAGCUGCUGCUGGUGCCAAGAAGAAGGGUAAAUCUGGUUCGAUGAUGACCGUGUCUAUGCUUUACCGUGAGUCUCUGAACAAUUUGAUGACUAUGCUUCACAAGACCCAUCCUCAUUUCAUCCGUUGUAUCAUCCCCAACGAGAAGAAACAAUCUGGAGUGCUUGACGCGGCUCUUGUCAUGAACCAAUUGACAUGUAACGGUGUGCUUGAGGGUAUCCGUAUUUGCCGUAAAGGUUUCCCCAACAGAAUGAUGCAUCCCGACUUUGUGCACCGUUAUGCUGUCGUGGCUGCCACCGAGGCCAAGUCAGAUCCUGAUUCGAGGAAGUGCGCUGAUGCGAUCAUGGGAAAACUUGUCGGUGAAGGUCAUGUGACUAGCGAGAACUUCAACGUCGGUCUCACCAAAGUCUUCUUCAAGGCUGGUAUCUUGGCGAAACUUGAGGAUGUGCGUGAUGAGAAGAUGAACACCUUGUUCACCGGAUUCCAAGCUGCCAUCCGUUCGUAUCUCGGAACGACUGACAAGAAGAGACGUGAGGAACAAAAAGUCGGUCUUCUCAUCAUUCAACGAAACGUCAAAUCAUGGUGUGGACUUCGCACUUGGGAAUGGUUCAAGCUCUAUGGAAAAGUCAAGCCACUCAUCUAUGCUAGCAAGUUUGAUGAGCAAAUCGAUGCUCUUAACGCUAAGCUCAAAGAGGUUGAAGGAAGUCUCACCAAAGAGCUCGAGAUUCGUCAACAACUCGAAGUGCAAAACGCUAAGGUGCUUGAGGAGAAGAAUCAAUUGCUUGCCGAUUUGGAGAAAGCUAAGGCUAAUCUUGCUGAGUUUGGAUCAAAGGUUGGACAAUUGGAGGGUCAACACUCUGGAGCUGUUGGAGAUCUCGACUCACUCAAUGAUGCCCUUGCUGCUGCUGAGGAGUCAAACUCUGAAGGACUUCGUGCCAAGAAACGCGCCGAGGGAGAAUUGGAGGGACUGAAGAAACAACUCCAAGACUUGCAGAUGAGCUUGAGAAAGGGCGAAUCUGAGCGUCAAUCUAAAGAACACCAAAUCCGCUCUCUUCAAGAUGAGAUGCAACACCAGGAGGAGACUUGUGGAAAGCUUAACAAGGAGAAGAAACAUCAAGAGGAGCUCAACCGAAAGCUCAUCGAGGAUCUCCAGAGCGAGGAGGACAAAGUCAAUCACUCGAACAAAGUCAAGUCAAAGCUUGAGCAGACUUUGGACGAGUUGGAGGAUGCUGUCAACCGUGAGAAGAGAAACAAAGCCGAUGCUGAGAAGGACAAGAGAAAGCUUGAGGGUGAGCUUAAAGUCGCCACCGAAAACAUCGAAGAGGCCACUCGCCAGAAGCUCGACUUGGAGAAUAGCAUUAAGAAGAAGGAGGCUGAACUCCAGAAUGCCAACAGCCGUCUAGAUGAUGAGCAAUCGCUUGUCAGCAAGCUUCAGCGACAAAUCAAGGAGCUUCAAGCCACCCUUGGAACUCUUGAGGAAGAGGCUGAGAAUGAGCGUGGAUCGAGGAGCCGAUCUGAGCGCGCCAAGGCUGAGCUCCAAAGUGAACUCGAGGACUUGAACAACCGUCUUGAUGAGCAAGGAGGUGCCACCCAGACUCAAUCCGAGAUCAACAAGAAGCGUGAGGCUGAGUUGGCCAAACUCCGCCGUGACUUGGAGGAAGCCGCUCAUCACCACGAGAACAACCUCUCCUCUUUGAAGAAGAAGCACCAAGAUGCCGUCGCUGAGCUCUCUGAGCAAAUCGACCAAGUCAACAAGGCAAAGAACAAGGCUGAGAAGGACAAGGUUCAAUCUCAGCGUGAAGCCGAGAGCCUUCAAUCACUUCUUGACCAAGAGUCCUCGACCAAGGUCCAGAACGAGAAGCUUGCCAAGCAAUUCGAGAGCCAGCUCAGCGAGCUCCAAUCUCGUGCUGAUGACCAAGGCCGUGAACUCCACGACUUGACCUCUGUGAAGGGACGUCUCUCCGGACAAAACUCUGAUCUUGGCCGUCAACUUGAGGAUGUUGACUCUCAAGUCGCCAACAUCAACCGUGUCAAAUCUCAAAUUCUUGCUCAACUCGAUGAGGCCAAGCGAGCUGCUGAUGAUGAGGCCCGUGAACGCCAAGCUCUUCAAGCUGCUGCCCGCAAUGCUCAAGCUGAUGCUGAACAGGUCCGAUCAGCUCUCGAGGAGGAAGUUGAGGCCAAGAAUGAUGUGAACCGUCAACUCUCAAAAGCCAAUGCUGAGAUUCAACAAUGGAAGUCUCGCUUCGAAGGAGAAGGAAUGCUCCGUGCUGACGAGAUUGAGGAGGCCAAGAGAAAACAACAACAACGAAUCCAAGAACUCACCGAUUCGAUUGAAGCCGCCACCCAGAAGAUUGCUGGAUUGGACAAAUCGAAGGCAAGAAUUGCUGGAGAACUCGAUGAUGCCCAAGUUGAUGCUGAUCGUGCCAACUCUUAUGCUUCAACUCUCGAGAAGAAACAACGAGACUUUGAUGAUAUCGUUUCUGAAUGGAAACGCAAAUCUGAUGAUCUUGCCGCUCAAGUUGACUCUGCUCAACGUGAUGCCCGAAAUGCAAUUGCUGAUCUUCAUCGUGCUAAAGCUGCUCAAGAUGAACUUGGAGAAAUCAUUGAAGGACUUCGACGUGAGAACAAAGCUCUUGGAUCUGAGAUCAAGGAUUUGAGUGAUCAACUUGGAGAAGGAGGACGAUCCGUUCAUGAAAUGCAAAAGAUCAUCCGUCGUUUGGAGACAGAAAAGGAAGAGUUGCAGAAGGCUCUCGAUGAGGCUGAGAAUGCGCUCGAAGCUGAAGAAGCAAAGGUGAUGAGAGCCCAAGUUGAAGUGUCUCAAAUCCGAUCAGAGAUUGAGAAACGAAUCCAAGAGAAGGAGGCUGAAUUCGAAAGCACUCGCAAGAAUCACCAAAAGGCUUUGGAAAGCAUGCAAGCCAGCAUCCAAACUGAGGCCAAGUCAAAGAACGAAUUGCUCAAGUCGAAGAAGAAGCUUGAGGGAGACAUCAACGAGUUGGAGAUCGCUCUUGACCAUGCAAACAAGAACAACGCUGACACACAGAAGAAUCUCCGCAAACAUCAAGAACAAAUCCGUGAAUUGCAACUCACCGUCGAGGAGGAACAACGCCAAAAGGAUGAGGUCCGUGAUCAAUUGCAAGGAGCUGAGAAGAGAGCUCAGAAUCUCGAACAAGACAAGGAUGAGCUCAAGCACGCCUUCGCUGAGGUCGAUCAUCAACGUCGUCAAGCCGAAACUGAGGCUCACGAUUGUCGUGAAGCCGCCAACGAAUUCCAGCUCCAAGCCUCUUCAUUGAACUCGGCCAAGAGAAAGUUAGAGGGAGAGAUUCAAGCGAUGCACGCUGAUCUCGACGAGACCCUCAAGGAGUACCGCAACGCUGAGGAUGAGGCAAAGAGGGCAAUCUCUGACGCCACUCGUCUUGCUGAAGAGCUCAAACAAGAGCAAGAGCACGGAUCAAGCCUUGAGCGAGCCCGCAAAGAGCUUGAACAACACCUUAAAGAGUUCCAAAUUCGUCUCGACGAGGCCGAAGCUGCCGCACUCAAGGGAGGCAAGAAGACGAUUGCUAAGCUCGAGCAACGCAAUCGUGAACUCGAAGGAGAGUUGGACGGAGAGCAGCGCCGUUAUGCUAACGCCACCAAGGAGGUGCAAAAGGCUGAUCGUCGUGUGAAAGAACUUCAAUUCCAAAUCGAUGAGGACAAGAAGAACUUCGAUCGUCUCAACGAUCUCGUCGAUAAACUCCAAGGCAAGAUUCGUACCCAGAAGAAUCAACUCGAAGAUGCUGAGGAGCUGGCGAACGGGAACCUUCAAAAGUUCCGUCAAAUCCAAGCUCAAAUGGAGGACGCUGAGGAGAGAGCUGACUCGGCUGAGAACUCGCUCACAAAACUUCGCUCGAAAACUCGUGCCGGCACAUCGGUUGGACCCGGUCUUCAGGGAUCCGCUUCGGUUGCCGUGAUGCGCGCGCCAAGUCGCUCGAAAUUC